AUGAGUGUAGGACUGAAUCCCAAGAGGAUUGUGGAACUCAAGGAAUGUGUACACAUCUUGCUCCUGGUUUAUCAGCUUAGAGCUUUUGAGGGAGCUCAGAUGUCCCAAAAGAUGGUGCAGUUUCUUAGUAGGCUGAUUGCAGUGGAAGGCAGCAGUUCGCUCCCUUACUUCCUGGUUCUGUUCAGCCAGCCAGCUGGAAGCAGUGGCAGGAGAAGGGAAGAAGAGGAGAACAAUGAACGAGAGACAUUUAUUCCUGUGAUUUCCUCACUGAGAGUGUUAUGUGGCAAAAGCCAGACACAUUCCUCUUCUGAAACACCACAACACCCGCCUGCUGGACUCUCACCUAUGCUGACACCCUUUGUAGGAUUCCACUUGUCUUCACCGACCUCAGAAAUAAGCCUUAUGUUGGAGAUUCAAGCUCCUGCCCUUCUUAAUACUGAGGUUGAGGCAGAUACUUCCACUGUCUGUGUUCCCCCUGCUGCACUAGAAAAUGAGAAAGUGGCCAGCCGAGCCUCAGCAGUCCGUCUUGUAGGGUCCGCCGCCUUCCCGGGCACGGUCGCCCACCACCAGGAUGGCUGGAAUGGCCUUAGUCAUGAAGCAUUUAGAUUUGUUUCAAGGAGAGAUUAUGCAUCAGAAGCAGUCAAGGGUGCAGUUGUUGGUAUUGAUUUGGGUACUACUACCAACUCCUGUGUGGCAGUAAUGGCGGGUAAACAAGCAAAGGUGCUGGAGAAUGCCGAAGGUGCCAGAACCACCCCUUCCGUUGUUGCCUUUACAGUAGAUGGGGAGUGACUUGUUGGCAUGCCAGCAAAGCGACAGGCUGUCACCAACCCAAAUAAUACUUUCUGUGCCACCAAGCAUCUCAUUGGCCAGCGCUAUGAUGACCCUGAAGUACAGAAAGACCUUAAAAAUGUUCCCUUUAAAAUUGUCCGUGCCUCCAAUGGCGAUGCCUGGGUUGAAGCUCAUGGAAAACUUUAUUCUCCAAGUCAGAUUGGAGCAUUUGUAUUGAUGAAGAUGAAGGAGACUGCAGAAAAUUACUUGGGACACACUGCAAAAAAUGCCGUGAUAACAGUCCCUGCUUAUUUCAAUGACUUGCAAAGACAGGCCACUAAGGAUGCUGGCCAGAUAUCUGGACUGAAUGUGCUUUGGGUGAUUAAUGAACCAACAGCUGCUGCUCUGGCCUAUGGUCUAGAUAAAUCUGAAGACAAAAUAAUUGCUGUAUAUGAUUUAGGUGGUGGAACUUUUGAUAUUUCUAUCCUGGAAAUUCAGAAAGGAGUAUUUGAAGUGAAAUCUACCAAUGGGGACACUUUCUUAGGUGGUGAAGACUUUGACCAAGCUUUGUUACGACACAUUGUGAAGGAGUUCAAGAGAGAGACAGGAGUUGAUUUGACUAAAGACAACAUGGCACGAAGAGUGCGGGAAGCUGCUGAGAAGGCUAAGUGUGAACUCUCUUCAUCUGUGCAGACUGACAUUAACUUGCCAUAUUUUACAGUGGAUGCUUCUGGACCCAAACAUUUGAAUAUGAAGUUGACCCGAGCUCAGUUUGAGGGAAUUGUCACUGAUCUAAUCAAGAGGACUAUCGCCUGCCAGAAAACCAUGCAGGAUGCCGAAAUCAGCAACAGUGACAAAGGAGAAGUGAUUCUUGUUGGUGGCAUGACUAGAAUGCCCAAGGUUCAGCAGACCGUACAGGAUCUUUUUGGCCGAGCUCCAAGUAAAGCUGUUAAUCCUGAUGAGGCUGUGGCCAUUGGAGCUGCGAUUCAAGGAGGUGUGUUGGCUGGUGAUGUCACAGAUAUGCUGCUCCUGGAUGUCACUCCUCUGUCUCUGGGUAUUGAGACUCUGGGAGGUGUCUUUACCAAACUUAUUAACAGGAAUACCACUAUUCCAACCAAGAAGAGCCAGGUGUUUUCUACUGCUGCUGAUGGACAGACUCAAGUGGAGAUAGUGUGUCAGGGUGAGAGAGAGAUGGCUGGAGACAACAAGCUUCUUGGGCAAUUUACUUUGGUUGGCAUCCCCCCAGCCCCUUGUGGAGUCCCUCAGAUUGAAGUUACAUUUGACAUUGAUACCAAUGGGAUUGUACAUGUUUCUGCCAAAGAUAAGGGUACAGGACAUGAGCAGCAGAUUGUAAUCCAGUCUUCUGGUGGUUUAAGCAAAGAUGAUAUUGAAAAUAUGGUUAAAAACGCAGAGAAGUAUGCUGAGGAAGACCGGCAAAAGAAGGAACGAGUUGAAACAGUUAAUAUGGCUGAAGGAAUAAUUCAUGACACAGAAACAAAGAUGGAAGCGCUCAAGGACCAACUGCCUGCUGAUGAGUGCAACAAGCUAAAGGAGGAGAUUUCCAAAAUGAGGGAGCUCUUGGCUCAAAAAGACAGUGAAACAGGAGAAAACAUCAGGCAGGCAGCAUCUUCCCUCCAGCAGGGAUCACUGAAGCUCUUCGAAAUGGCAUACAAAAAGAUGGCAUCUGAAAGAGAAGGCUCUGGAAGUUCUGGCACUGGAGAACCAAAGGAAGAUCAAAAAGAGGAGAAACAGUAAUAGCAGUAUAUUUUGUAGUCAAAAGGGCAACGUACUAUGCAGCUUG
This is a messenger RNA of Fukomys damarensis (Damara mole-rat), 2569 nucleotides long. Its product is annotated as stress-70 protein, mitochondrial-like. Gene Ontology annotation, molecular function: misfolded protein binding; ATP-dependent protein folding chaperone; ATP binding. Gene Ontology annotation, cellular component: mitochondrion; cytoplasm. Gene Ontology annotation, biological process: cellular response to unfolded protein; protein refolding. The record is from RefSeq and is a predicted model, not a curated record. NCBI's taxonomy places the organism in Eukaryota, Metazoa, Chordata, Mammalia, Rodentia, Bathyergidae.